AUUCUCACUCCGAGCGCGUCGAUUUCUGACGAACGGUCAGUGACUUUUGCUUCAGUUUCUGACGCAAAAGGGUACCCUUGCGCUGCUUUUUUAGACGCAUGGGGUUUUCAACUAGUUACAAUGUAACCCUUUGACGGGGGACCCGAUGGCUGCACAUAGAGACGCUAUGAGCAUUCAUAUCCCAUUGGCUAACGGAGGACCUUGCGCUUCUUUUUUCGACGCAGGGGGUUUGCCACUCAUUGCAAUGUAAUCCCUCCACGGCAAUAUAUGAAGCUAUGAGCAUUCAUUCCAUUGGCUAACGGAAGAGCCGAUGGCUGCACAUAGUGACGCUAUGAGCAUUCAUCCCAUUGGCUAACGGAGGACCUUGUGCUUCUUUUUUCGACGCAGGGGUUUUUCCACUCAUUACAAUGUAAUCCCUCCACGGCAAUAUAUGAAGCUAUGAGCAUUCAUUCCAUUGGCUAACGGAAGAGCCGAUGGCUGCACAUAGAGACGCUAUGAGCAUUCAUCCCAUUGGCUAACGGAGGACCUUGUGCUUCUUUUUUCGACGCAGGGGUUUUUCCACUCAUUACAAUGUAAUCCCUCCACGGCAAUAUAUGAAGCUAUAAGCAUUCAUCCCAUUGGCUAACAGAAGAGCCGAUGGCUGCACAAUAACGGCGAUUUUACAGUGACAUCUGUGACAUUCCUCAACACAACUACACCAACGUGUCCUUGUUAAUUACACAACAUGUAUGGGUUAAGGCUCUGGCCAUCAGUUGUCCUGUUUGGUGCUUUGAUUGAGAUAAACAAUCGUUUUUUGAUCAGUGUUGGGUAGCUGAGGUCGUUGCUAUCGAGACCACGUCCGUCCGCUUUGUUUCACAACUGACAGAGCUGCCAAGUCUAACCAUUUGGCCCUGAGACACACUCAUAUCAACCAGUUCACACACUAUCACAGAGGAGGAAGAGAAGGAGGAGAAGGAGAAGGAGAAGGAAAAGCAGAAGAAGAAGAAGAAGAAGAAGAAGAAGAAGAAGAAGAAGGAUAAUAAUAAGAAGAAGAAUAGAAGAGGCGGAGGAGGAAGGGCUGAUGCACAUUCUCAUUCCGAGCGCGUCGAUUUCUGACGAACGGUCAGUGACUUUUGCUUCAGUUUCUGACGCAAAAGGGUACCCUUGCGCUGCUUUUUUAGACGCAUGGGGUUUUCAGCAGCCAUCGGGUCCCCCGUCAAAGGGUUACAUUGUAAUAGUUGAAAACCCCAUGCGUCUAAAAAAGCAGCGCAAGGGUACCCUUUUGCGUCAGAAACUGAAGCAAAAGUCACUGACCGUUCGUCAGAAAUCGACGCGCUAUCAUUCACGUCGAGAGCAGCGAUGGGCUGUAGUUCAAAAAGCGGCCUAAAAAAAACCUGACAUUAUCAAACUUCCUCACAUUAUUUUUGGUUUUCUUUGCAUGCAAAUUUUUAAUUAAAAUCCACAAACAACAUAUGUGUAAUCCACGGCAUAUAAAGACGAAAAAAAUAAUUACUUUCUCUCCAUUGAAACCCAUUCAUAUUUUUCGAUCUCAGAGGUCCCAUGCGGGGUAUACCGGAAAGGGGCGGAUUUACGAGCUCAAUAACAAGCAGGAAGAAGCAGGAAAAAUCCGCCGGUUAUAUAUAUACAUUUUUUAAAUGUGGAAUGAUAUUAUUGUUUUUAAUGGAAUAUGAAUUUGAAUUUAUUAGAAGUUAGCGAUGAUUAUACUCGUGUCUCAAACAUGAUCACGAAACAUCAACAGUUCUGCUCGCUGUAAGCGAGUAAGUGAUAGGAUUGGAUUGACCUAUCACCGAUGGGAUGUUAAUCGAAGUGCACCUUGGGAAUCGUAGAUGAGCUUCAAAUCGGGACUCAGGAUCCACCAGACCCAGGUAAGUUGUACAAAAUAUUUAAAUAUGAUUAACUAAGAAUAUAGGCUUAACUAAAUUGAAAUCUCUCCAACGAGCAGUAGGCCUAUGUCUAUGAGAGAGAGAGAGAGUGAAAGACACUUCAAUAUAACUUCUUUUUUAAUAUAUUGGCUAUACAUAUUUUUUGCAUCGCGUGUACAUUUGAAAACUUCUUGCUAGGUUAGCUGGCUCACUAUCGUUCGUAAGAUGUAGCCUUACCACCAAGCACCGAAACUCGGUUCCAGUAGGGCACUGGUUCCGAUUAAACGGUAGUACCUAGAUCGAAUAAGAACGCACAUUUCGGUGCCUCAUAACGGUGCCUGGAUUUUUUUUAACGCCCCCCGUGUGUAUUACGAAGCGUAAUGCACACCUAAUAUCAGUGACAAACAAUAUAUUAAGUGUUUAUUACGCUUCUAUUAUACAGUCUAUGGUAUUAAGCAAUAACUUUAAAUGCAUUUUUUUCUCCCAUCUAACAAAAUAGACAUUUAAUACGAAUCUUAAUAAGUAUAUUUAAGCUUAUUUACAGAAGAUGCAUCUAUUUUUUUCAUUGUUCUGAAUGUUGUGUAUAACUCGCUUAGUGGUCUUUCUGUUGAUUUAUUGCCAUUUAGUAUUUAUUUAAUAAUGUUGCUCAUAAGUUGUUAGUACUCCCCAUAUAUUUGACAAUAAGCUGUCUUUUACAAGAAAUGCCUUAUUUCAACAAUCUGAUGUUCACCUGAAAGUAAUUAAGUGCCCAUAAUAUUGCUUAUCCACCUAAUGUUGUCUUCUUUAGUUCAAGAGAAAUGUACUAAGUUCUGGUUGUAAUUGUUAAUUUUACCAUGCACAACCCAAAUUGUCUUUUGUGUUUGAAUGUACUGUAUAACCAGUAUAAUUUCCCACAUAGUUAUGUGUUGACAAUGAAUUAAUAUCAUAUCUUUUUUCACUCCAAAUGCAAUAUCACUAAUAUGCAUGAAUUAAUUCACAUAUUAUAUGUGUGAAUUUGAUAAUGUUAUCAACUGAAAUCAAAUAUAUCUAAGAUUAACCCUCUAUGUUUCACUAUCAUUUGCAGAAUGACAAAGCCUAAGAAGAAGCGAUGCCCCUCAUGCCAGGCCGAAAAUUCUGUUGGAAGGAAGACAUGUUGCCAGUGUCUCCUCCCCCUUCCCCGGAAGAACAAGCUCCCAGAUAAUUUGCAGAUGGACAGCUGGGCAUCCUCUGCAAAAUCAUACAGAAACGGUGCCAGGGCUAUAAAUUCGGCCCAGCUAUCUGUCUUAAAACUAAAUGCCCUUGGUCGGAAACCCCUACUAUUUCUUGGAAAUCCUGGCCGCAAAGGAAAAUCUGUGGGGGACUUGAUUCACUUUAUCCCCACAGAUAACGUCUUGGUGAAGGAUAUCAUUUCCAAAAUGAGCAAAUGCUAUGAGCUCCUCCUGACAAUGUUGCAGGGCUGUGCUCCACAAGCAGCUGUGCCCCCCCUGGAAAACAGCGGUCCACCAGCCCCUCCUGUGUGCUCUCAGCCUCCUCCAGCACCCUUCUCAUCCCCUCAAACUCCUCCAUCCUUCUCCAACUCCCAACCACCUCCAUCCUUCUCAUCCCCACAAACUCCUCCAUCCUUCUCCAACUCCCAACCACCUCCAUCCUUCUCAUCCCCACAAACUCCUCCAUCCUUCUCUAACUCUGAACCUCCUCCAUCUUUCCACAACUUAGAACCUCCUCCAUCCUUCUCCAACUCCCAACCACCUCCAUCCUUCUCAUCCCCUCAAACUCCUCCAUCCUUCUCUAACUCUGAACCUCUUCCAUCUUUCCACAACUUAGAACCUCCUCCAUCCUUCUCCAACUUUGAACCUCCUUCUUUCUCUAACUCUCAACCUUCUCCAUCCUUCUCCCCUCAACCUCAUCCAUCCCUCUCCAACUUUGAACCUCCUUCCUUCUCUAACUCUCAACCUUCUCCAUCCUUCUCCCCUCAACCUCAUCCAUCCCUCUCCAACUUUGAACCUCCUCGAUCUCCAGCCUCCUCUUCCAAGAAGAGGCCCAAAAUAAAAGGGAAAAGAAGAGGUGAAAGUCUCUUGGACACCAUGCCCCAAGUGUGGGAAGAAGUGGGACGAUUCAUGGGAGCCAGACAGCCAACAGUUUAGCUAAAUCUAUUUUAUUUAUUUAUGUAUCUUAUUUUAUUUGUUUGAAAUUCCUGUUUCUUUGGAAGUGUUUAUUUUAUUACACACAAAUACACACAUACAUACACAGACAUCUUUCAAAAGUGAUACAUUUAUUAAAUAAAUUGUUGUUACUGCCUGGUGCGUUUGUCCAUUUUAUUGCAUUUAUAAUUAUCUAUAUUUUUUGAAAUACAAUGAUUGAAAAGUUCUUGCUAAGCUCUGACUGUUAAUUGUGUAACAAUUUGACAAAAGGUGAAUUAUUAUUUUAAAUCGUUUUGGUGUUUGUGUACAUAGACUAGUGUCUGGAGUGCUCACAAACCCGGAAAUGUGAUACGAUUUGCUGCCUCAGUGAGAAAUCAUGAGAUGCUCCUAGCUUCCUAUGACAUACGGCAACACAAGUCUCACUCCCUACUCGUCAGAAGUGUGACGCAUGGCCAAGGAUCCCUGGCGUCAAGUUCCAACGAAAGAUGUGUACCUGUUGCGUUGUUUUUCAAUGUGGGGGUCCAAUUCGGUAUCACGCCAAAGCGUGAGUGGAGGAAUAGCACAAACGGGGCGAGUGGUUCUCCCAGCAUUUGGUGAAAUGGUUAGGUAGCCUAUAUUAAUAUUUAAUAUAAUAAAUAUUAAUGCUUAUUAUCUGAAUGGGAAAUGCAAUAUUUAAGGACAGAUUCACCAUUAAACGUGUUUCAAAUAACAUUUCUAGCGAGAAAUAUACUUUAUACCUGCAUAAUCUUCAGUCACUGAAUGUGUCUGAUCUUUAGUUUGAUAGUCAUUAGGACGAUUUUAUGGUCUCGCAAGCAUGUUUAAACGACGUCAGGUUGCUAGGGACGCGACGAUCUAAUUGUGGGCCAGCCGAGGCUGACACAUAUACCAAAUUUGGCCUACAA
This is a messenger RNA of Gadus macrocephalus (Pacific cod), 4884 nucleotides long. RefSeq lists its product as uncharacterized. NCBI's taxonomy places the organism in Eukaryota, Metazoa, Chordata, Actinopteri, Gadiformes, Gadidae. Bases 2927 to 3985 code for a protein of 352 amino acids. The transcript has 5 exons. The record is from RefSeq and is a predicted model, not a curated record.